Messenger RNA from Acaulospora colombiana, 807 nucleotides. NCBI's taxonomy places the organism in Eukaryota, Fungi, Glomeromycota, Glomeromycetes, Diversisporales, Acaulosporaceae. The record is from the annotation of a GenBank genome assembly.
AUGCCACCACAGGCAGGGACAUUUGCCAUUCCACCCACGCAACAACAGACCAUCAUGCCAUAUCCAAAUCCCAACCAUCCGUAUGGCGAGAGCUCCAGCAGACCAAAACGCAAGCGUAGUCCAAAAGACGUUGGAGGAGCUAGUUUGGCACGCGACGAUUUAUCCCAGAAAGCAGCAGAACUGAGCAUGAAGCUAACUGGCAUUGCUCAACAGCUUUCCACCGACCCCACAGAAGAUAGAGGCUAUCAACUUCAACUUUAUCCUAUAACGCUAGAACGAGCGGCUCGACUGAAUAUGGCCAUGCUGGACUACGAGGCCCUGCUGCUCCGAGCCGAACAAGCGUACACCGAUGAGACGACACGAGUGGACGAAGAAUGGGUGACUGGGAAAUCUCGGGUUCGGGAGCGACUACUAGAUGGCAUUGAGGAACGGCGCCGAAAAGCUCGUGAAGAAAAGGAUGCUGACGGGUUGGGCAGUGUCAAGGAGAAGCUUGUAGCAGCCGGUAACUCUUCACCAAAACCCACAACGCCAUUGCUCCAGCCAAAUGGCAAUUCAUUGCGAAUGGAAGAUAUUAGCACACCAUUUCCACUGGCCCUCACAUCUGUCCCUUUACCUCCCGCAGUGGUUCCUGUGGCUCCAACUGGUGGUCGAAGAAAGGGCAAAGGAUGGACCCAAUCUCGAUCAUUAGUUGCGAAAGGACUUCCUUCAUAUUACCAUCUAACUGAAGCCAAAGAUCAAGAAAAGGAAAGCGAUCUCGGGGAGAUCCGCAGGGCAUCCAGGAGAAAGAGAGGCCAAGCACGCGUGUAG